Molecule: messenger RNA, 1587 nt
Organism: Elephantulus edwardii (Cape elephant shrew)
Lineage: Eukaryota; Metazoa; Chordata; Mammalia; Macroscelidea; Macroscelididae
Gene: TUBA8
Product: tubulin, alpha 8
Exons: 5
Coding region: 184-1533 (449 amino acids)
Biological process (GO): microtubule cytoskeleton organization; mitotic cell cycle
Cellular component (GO): cytoplasm; microtubule
Molecular function (GO): GTP binding; structural constituent of cytoskeleton
Source: RefSeq, a predicted model, not a curated record
UUGUGACCUUCCCGGGCCCCUCCCUCCUGGGCACUGUGAUGCUGCACGGCAGCUGCUGGCCUGGCAUGCCUGUCCCCGGUCCCCUCCCGCUCAGUGUGUCACAACAGCGGAGGCGGCCGUAUCUGGAGCAGUUGAGGUGGGCAGCCCCAGCUGGGAGGAGAGCAGACGAGGAAAACGGUCACGAUGCGGGAAUGCAUAUCAGUCCACGUGGGCCAGGCAGGAGUUCAGAUCGGCAAUGCCUGCUGGGAGCUCUUCUGCCUGGAGCACGGCAUUCAGGCUGAUGGCACCUUUGGGGCCCAGGGCAGCAAGGUCAACGACGAUGACUCCUUCAACACCUUCUUCAGCGAGACUGGCAAUGGGAAGCACGUGCCUCGGGCUGUCAUGGUAGACCUGGAGCCUACUGUUGUGGAUGAAGUUCGGGUAGGGACCUACCGUCAGCUUUUCCAUCCAGAGCAGCUGAUCACCGGAAAGGAAGAUGCGGCUAACAACUACGCCCGAGGCCACUACACGGUGGGCAAAGAGAGCAUUGACAUGGUGCUGGACCGCAUACGGAAGCUGACAGAUGCCUGCUCUGGCUUGCAGGGCUUCCUGAUCUUCCAUAGUUUUGGUGGAGGCACUGGAUCUGGCUUCACGUCUCUGCUGAUGGAGCGCCUCUCCCUGGAUUACGGCAAGAAGUCUAAGCUAGAAUUUGCUAUCUACCCAGCCCCACAAGUGUCCACUGCGGUGGUGGAGCCCUACAACUCCAUCCUGACCACCCACACCACACUGGAACACUCAGACUGUGCUUUCAUGGUGGACAACGAGGCCAUCUAUGACAUCUGCCGCAGGAACCUGGACAUCGAGCGCCCCACCUAUACCAACCUCAACCGUCUCAUCAGCCAGAUUGUGUCCUCCAUUACUGCCUCUCUCCGCUUUGAUGGGGCCCUCAACGUGGACCUCACCGAGUUCCAGACCAAUCUGGUGCCCUACCCACGCAUCCACUUCCCGCUGGUCACCUACGCACCCAUCAUCUCUGCCGAGAAAGCCUACCAUGAACAACUUUCCGUAGCUGAGAUAACAAGCUCCUGCUUUGAGCCCAACAGCCAGAUGGUGAAGUGUGACCCAAGACAUGGCAAGUACAUGGCCUGCUGCAUGCUGUACCGAGGGGACGUGGUGCCCAAGGAUGUGAAUGUGGCUAUUGCCGCCAUCAAGACCAAGAGGACCAUCCAGUUUGUAGACUGGUGCCCCACAGGCUUCAAGGUGGGCAUCAACUACCAGCCACCUACGGUGGUGCCAGGAGGGGACCUGGCCAAAGUCCAGCGUGCUGUCUGCAUGCUGAGCAACACCACGGCGAUCGCAGAGGCCUGGGCUCGCCUGGACCACAAGUUUGACCUCAUGUAUGCCAAGCGGGCAUUUGUGCAUUGGUAUGUUGGAGAAGGGAUGGAGGAAGGAGAAUUUUCCGAGGCCAGGGAGGACCUGGCUGCCCUGGAGAAAGAUUAUGAAGAAGUGGGGACUGAUUCAUUUGAAGAGGAAAAUGAAGGGGAGGAAUUUUAAAUACACAUGUUCCCCUUGACUUUGUCUCUUUAUUUAGUGAUGUUUCUGUCAAAG